GCAUGAGCAACGACACGGAAGUUUAUCAGGAAAGAGGAGGAGGAAGUACUGAAAUCUGAUGGUGUAGGGGAGAAUGACACACUAGCCUAUCAGAAAACCCUACAGUGUACCACUCGUUAAUGAUUAUGACACUGCUUUCAAUCGAAUACCGGAAGUUCAGGCUCCUAGUCUAGGACUUUAUGGUCUUUUUCUAUCUCUAUGGCUUCUAAGGAAGCGGAGUUGUUUUACGCGCAUGCGCCUCGGCGGCUUUGAGCUCUCGUCUGCCUCUGGUGACCAGAGAGAUGGCGCCGACUGAAAGAGGUGCUGCGUUGCUUCCUGGUUACUAGCAUGGUGGGCUAAGGAGGUGAAAACUAUUGUGGACACCUAGCUGUGAAGAUGAACCCUAAUAUUCCUUUCAGUGGACAGCAGCCUGGAGUUUUCCAGGCACCAUCUUGUACUUCUGCUACAAUGUUUCCUGUUCAGCCACCAGUCCAGUUUGGUCAGCACUCUUUUUUUGGGCAGAACAAUGGAGGACUGGUAAAGAAUCCAAGGUUUACGCACCUACCUGAUUUCACCCUAACUUCAGGACUACAUACUUCAGGGCAAACUCUGGGAUUUGGACAGCCACCAGGAUUUACACAGUCUUAUUCUCUUGCACAAACUGCAUCCUUUGCAACUGUUUCUGCACCAAAUAGCUCUUCCAUUGCUGGCAAGCCAAAAUUCAGUUUUAAACCACCUACAAAUCUUGGGACUUCUCCGAGUACUUCUAACUUUGGAACAGCAUCUGGAGAAACUUCAGGCAGUGGCUUUGUGGAAUCAGAUUUCAGCUUCAAAACCCAAGAUAAUGCAGUGUUUAAGCCUAUCUUUGGUACUGGUUCAGAACAAGAGAAAAUACCAAGCCAGAUAACCCCAGGUCCUUUUCAGUUUUCCUUUCCAGGUGGUGGUGGACCUGGAAGAAUAGCCCCCUUUGCCAUGUCUCAAGAGACCAACAAUCUGAGUGUAAAUGCAAACUUCAGCUUCUCAAAACCAGUAAGCAGUAAUACAUCUUCCUUCUCUGCUUCUUUACCAAGCCAGACUGCAGAGAAUGAGAAAAAGAAACCUGUCAUUCUCUUUGGAAGUCCUAAUAGCAGUUUUACUUCUUUUUCUAACUCAUCUGCUGGGUCUUUGCUUUUCGGUGAUGCUUUCCAAGGGGGUAAAACAAGCAAACCAGAACAUGAAGAAUUGCUAGCUCUGGAUGAGCCACUUCCACUCCUUGGGAAGGGAACAAAGAGGAAAGAGGAAAAAGAGCACUCUCCGAGAAGACGUGAUUAUGAUGUUGUAGAUGAACCGGAGCUUCUAGCAAGGAAUGAUCAUUCUAUCAACAAGCGGCCAGUCAGGUUGCAUCGACCUCGUGUAGGUGGCUUGUUUGGCAGAACGUUGCAAGAUGUGCUGAAAAGUAAUAAAGACAACGGGCGUCCUAAGAAAGACUCCAGAAUCGAGAGAGUUGGCCUAGAAUCUGGAGAUGUGGAACAGACAAAUGUAGCAGAGGGAAGCCAGUCUGGUUUUCCUAUAACUAGGCCAGCAGCCCAAGAGGAAGAAAGUAAGGCAAAACUGAAGAAAGAGUCAAACCCUUCUGCCAUCUCAAACCCUUUGCGUCGACAUCGGAACAGUGGGAGCACAGAGAGUCUUGGGGGCUUGCCAUCAAGUGAACUCACAGCCUUCCAGUGCAAAAAUAUUCCUGACGAUCUCAAUGACAGAAAUGUUCUUGAUAAAUACUUUAAGAAGUUCGUGAAAAUCCAACGUAUUCGUACCAAUCGAAACAAAAAGCUGGCUGUUGUUCACUGUUUUGAUCAUGCAUCUGCUGCUCUGGCUAGAAAGAAAGCAAAAGAGCUACACCCAGAUAUAACAACAUUUUGGCAUAAGAAGAAACCUAGUCCUAAUAAGAGAGACUAUCCAUCCAAGGAACAGAAGGCAGAUGAAAGUGAAGGGAGGCAAAGCAAUGAACAGCUAAAUCGUCAGCAUUCUCCACUCUGCAAAUCCUUGAUCCGUUCCACUGCUGGUGGAAGCUUGUCUAACAAGAGUUCUCCAGCUAAGAAGCCUGGCCUUAAGAAGUCUCUACAGUUUGAAACAGAUACUUUUGCUUUGGGAUCUGAAGGCCAUGGCUCAGAGUACUUAGAAGCAUCAGCAUCCUCUCUCAGCAGUCUUCUAGGCAUGGUGGCAGAAACCUCUGAGGACAAGUAUCGCCUUCUAGACCAGAGAGAUAAGAUUAUGCGGCAAGCUCGAGUAAAACGAACCGAUCUUGGCAAAGCUAAAACCUUUGUGGGCACAUGCCCAGACAUGUGUCCAGAAAAAGAGCGUUAUAUGAGAGAAACACGGAACCAACUUAGUUUGUUUGAAGUGCUUCCAGGAACGGACAAGGUUGACCACACAGCAGCAAUAAAGGAAUAUAGCAGGUCUUCAGCAGACCAGGAGGAACCUUUGCCACAUGAACUGAGGCCUUCUGAGGUGUUGGGUAUGACAAUGGACUACUUAGUAACCCAAAUCAUGGACAAAGGAGAAGGGAAUUAUCGGGAGUGGUAUGAUUUUGUAUGGAACAGAACUCGUGGGAUAAGAAAGGAUAUAACCCAGCAACAUCUCUGUUGUCCUCUGACGGUUUCCUUGAUUGAGAAAUGUACCCGUUUUCAUAUCCACUGUGCCCACCACUUAUGUGAGGAGCCUAUGUCCUCUUUUGAUGCAAAGAUCAACAAUGAGAACAUGACAAAAUGCCUCCAGAGUCUGAAGGAGAUGUAUCAAGAUCUUGCGAACAAGGGUGUCUACUGCAAGAGUGAAGCAGAAUUCAGGGGCUAUAAUGUCCUCCUCAACCUCAACAAAGGGGAUAUUCUCAGAGAAGUGCAACAGUUUCAUCCAACUGUCCGAAACUCUGCUGAAGUUCGAUUUGCAGUUCAGGCCUUUGCUGCUUUAAACAGCAAUAAUUUUGUCAGGUUUUUCAAACUUGUGCAAACAGCAUCUUACCUGAAUGCAUGCUUGCUGCACUGUUAUUUCAAUCAGAUUCGUAGAGAUGCUCUGAAAUCUCUAAAUAUUGCUUAUACUGUGAGUGCUCAGAGGUCCACCAUCUUUCCACUCGAAAAUGUGGUUCGCAUGUUACUGUUUAAAGACUCUGAAGAUGCAGUUAAUUUCAUUAGUUAUUAUGGCUUGAGUGUUUCUGAUGGUUUUGUGGAGCUGAAUCGGUUGGCUUUUUUGGAACCAGAAAGCUUGCCUAAGCCGAAGAAAUCACUGUUCGUGAGGCAGAAACUAAUGGUGUCAGUUGGGGAAAUGGUCAGUGGGGGACCUCUGCUGCCAGUGACUCGCCAUCUGCCCAUGUCUAGCUUUGAUGGGCAAAACAAAUACAUAGGGGAGAGUGCUGCAGUGGACUCAACCAGCAGUGUUCCGAAAGUUGUGACAGUUUUCCCUACAGAACAAAGAGCAGAAGGCAGCAGUAUAGACUCACGAGUGCUUCAAGCUCAUCCUCCACCAUUGCUCCUCCCAGCCCCCUUGCCUUCUGCUGCAGUGUCCACUUUUCAGCCUAUUGCACAGCCUUUGCCGCUGCCUCCAAAACCUCAGCCUACUUACAGUGAAAUGGACAUGGUGGAGGUUGUUGAAAAUCUUGUGAACGAUGUGCUAGAAGGAGAAUGCAGAGCUAUAAGCACAGCAGGAGUAGCCUAUGUGCACUCAGCACAAAGGGUCUCUGAUGUUACUACAGAUGAACUCAUGGCAGAAGUGAUGCUGGAAAAUUUGAGCCAAAUUGCAUGUGAUGUAAUAAAUGCAGAAAGAGAGAGGUUUGAAGAAGAAAAACGUCAGGCUGAAGUAGAGAGACGGAAACAGGAAAGAAUACAAUUAAUAAAAAUGUUGAGCCAGUCGCUGGGUACAGAAUUGACAGAAGAAGUGGUAAAGGAAAUGGUUGUAAAUGUUUCGGCUAAACAGUUAAAGUGUGCGGUGGAGAAAGACCAAAGAGCACGUGUUGCUCGUUGCUCAAAGGAAGUCUGUGCUGAAAUAAUGGAUCUGUUUCUGGAAGAUGAGAUUUUCCAGAGUGCUAAAGAGACCCUGCAGGAACUCCAGUGCUUCUGCAAAUACUUACAGCGAUGGAGGGAAGCUGUUGCAGCCCGAAAGAAACUGAAGCGUCAGAUGAGAGGAUUCCCUGCAGCUCCAUGUUGUGUAGACCCAAAAAACAAAUUGAAAGCACUGUCUCCCAGUGCAGAAUGUCCUAUCACCAGAGAGCACCUAGCUAAAAGGAUUGUAAACUUGGGACAUGCUGGGAAUCUGGGCACCUCUUGCCUUAGGCGAGAAUGGCUACAGGACAAGAUAAUUCACCAAAUGAAAGUGCAGUAUUUUUAUCAGCAAUUAUUAUGGGAUGCAGCAUGGACUCCGCUGGAUCUGCCUUCAUUGGUUGCUGAGAACAUUCCAAGACAGCAAGAAAAUAUCUUUUGGAAAGUGCUUUUGGUGUUGCCAAGCUAUGAGGACUAUCCAGCUGAGGAUCCCAGCAGAAUUCUAGCAGAUUGGAUGAAAGCUAAAUUUGUUAUAGAUAAAAAUCUGAAGGAAGCUGCAUCUGUGUCGACGGAUGGAAUCCAGACUCUUGCAUUACAUACGUCUCUUCAUACACAAGAAGAUCAGUCUCUUUGUGUCAGUGUGUGUAUAAAGGUCACUCAUGGAAUCCUUGGCACCUCUGAACUUGCUGACCCAGAGAUUCAGAAGGAGCUAACUGGGACUAGUGGUCUUAUUCUCCUGCUGCCUCCUCAAGUGAGAAGCGAAGAUGUUGCAGAGGAAGAUGUUUAUUGGCUUUCAGCCUUGCUUCAGUUGAAACAGCUCCUUCAAGCAAAACCUUUCCAACCAAUAGUGCCUCUGGUGGUUCUUGUCCCAGGUCAUGGAGAUGGAGCUAUAGAGAAGGAAGUAGAGGAAGGGCUGAUGCUGCCAGACUUGAUUUCAGCUAACCUUAUUUCAGGUUACAUCAUUGUUGAAAUACCAGAUUCUGUGAGUGACUUGCAAGGUGCCAGCAAGCUCUCUGAAGCAGUGCAGUGGCUGCUUGCUCAGUACCCCAGCUCCUUCAAGCUGUGCUGCCAGACACUCGUGCAGUUUGUUGAAGAUGGUGUGGAUCGCGAGUUCAGCCAGCACUUCUAUCAAGACAAGGAGGAGAGACACGUGGCUGGAUUGCCCUCCCAAGACCCGAGUGCCAUCAUAGAGCUGUAUAACAGUGUGGUGCAGUUCCUGGCAGACGUCGCCUCUUCAGAAGAGCUCUCUGAACUAUCCUGGCCUGUGACUGAAUUUGCAGAGCCUGGGGGUAGCAAGGUCCUCCCCCAUCUCCAGUGGAAUACGCCCAGUCAUCUGGCCUGGCUAAAGAAAGCACUGUUGUCCUUCCAGAUUCCACAGAUGGAUCUCCCUCCUUUAGGUGCUCCCUGGCACCCUGUUUGUGCCAUGAUUUUCCAAUAUUUGUCCCAGACUGCUAGUUCUCUUCAGACCCAGGAGAUACUUCAGUCUCAGAUAAAGCAUUUGCUGAGCAAAACCUACUUGCAGUGGAAAGGAAGGAAGUGUGCCAGCUCAGGAGAGGACGGCCCCUCUGUGGAGGAGAUCCCCUGGGAUCGUAUCUUGGCACUCUGCAUUAACCAUACAUUGAGAGACUGGAAACCUCCUCGGCUGCCAGUAGCACCAGAAGCAGUGAGCAAAGAUGGGCAGGUGUAUGUGUACUUUUUUAAGGAGCACUUGAGAAAAUUCACUCGUCCUUUCUCAUGGGAAGAAGCCAGACUGAAAACUCAGAAAGAGGUCCAGCAAAGUCAGGGAAGAUCCAAAACAAAGACUCAGUCUUUUGCAAAACUACAUCCUUAUUCAUGGGAUGCAACCAAAUAUGGUGCCAGCUGGGGAACUGUGAGUGACAAAGAACCGAGUGUUUUAAAUCAAACAGAUCUAACAACGGCUGUUUCAUACAUGGACCUUCUCCCUGAGUGCCUGUCAGCCAAACUGCAGCUGGAGAAAACAGAGAGCAGAAGAUUUGAUGAGCAGCUGCAGCAGUUGUUGGUUACGGACCCUGAGUCAUUCCAGGAUUCUCCAUCUCUUCCUCUUUACCUUCCUGAAGCUCUGGUAUCUGUGCCUCAGAUUAUCCACCCACUGGCAAAAGCACUGACAUCAAGAAGCCCAGAGACAAGAAACUGGAUGGAACUGAAGGACACAGACACCUCUCUGUCACAUAGGCUCGCCUACUUGAAGCAAAUGAUUAGGUCCAACAAAGAAGAAGAAAUGGCUUGUGAAAUGCACUUGUCUACAUUGCUGGACAUGAUAGAUGCUUGAUCAGGGUCAGUCGGAAUGUUGGAGGCAAGCUUGCUUAUAUGAAAAACCUUUAGGAAUGGCUUGAAUAACAUAAAACAAUCGUGAUUUUAGCCAGCAUAAUGAAGUCUAGUGCCUCUUUGGAGGAAAUUGCCAGUUUCUUGUGAGCUUAGGUUUAGUGCUUUCAGCUUUCCUCUCUUGUGGAAUGUGAGCAGAGGUGUCUUAUCCAUGCAGUUACAGAUUUUCUAUACUCAGCAGAAGCACAUUUAAGAGCUGAAGAUAUUUUCGUCAGGAUUCAGAAGAGAACUUAGUCAGUCUCCAAGGGAGAAAAAGGUGUGUGGUUCCAGAUCAGUGUGAGGUGGUUUGUUUGUUUUUAAGUAAUGGAAGCUCAGAACCAGGUAGAACCAGGUUAGGGGAUUUGUUGAAGGAAGUGCUGUCAUAACUUGCUUCCGUUAUGAUAAUUCUAACCUGGGCAGGUUUUAAGUGCACGUUUGCUGUGUUAUCACAGGCAUGCUGAACCUCUCAGCUAUUUACAGAAUAUCUGUGUCUGACCUACACAUAGAUAAAAACGUUUCCUACACUGUCAUUUUUAUUAAUGAAUGGAAAGACUUCAGUUAAGUGCAUUGUAAUGUGGGAAGCAGAUGUAAAAACUGCUCUAGAAGCCUAGGAGCCCUGGAAGAAGUUGCUCCCACCAGCCUGAGAGCACUAUUCUUAGUCCCUGGGGGACUGCUUUUUUAAAAAAAGGAAUAGGUUGGUCAUCUUUAUAUUGAGAAGUGUAUCACAUAUUGCUGGGGUCUUUUUUGCAAAGAAAAUAAGCUUCACUGUUCAGGACAGGUACUGCAUUUCAAACUGUUUUUCUUUUGAGAACAUAUCAUAUUGUAAUAUGAGAUUGUGAUACUAUCACUUAUAACCUCACAAUAUCAUAUUCAAACUUUUUUUUUUUUAGUAUUGAUGUUGAUCUCUUUGUCAAGAAGCAAGUGACAUCCUCCUGGUAGAAGUAUUCUAAAAUACAAAGUAUUCUGAAAAAUUCUUGCUCAAUAAUAUUUCUUCUAAAACGAAUUUGUCUUUCCCCCCUUAAAUAUAUUCUAUUUUACACUUUUAUCAUUGGCAUCCUUAUUAGAAUAUGUGGUUUUGAUACUGAUAUUUAUGGUGUGGCAAACUAACAUGUCCAGAUGAUGCUUUCUUUGCAUUAUUUUUCUCUUAGUACAUUAUAUUGGAUAUUGUAUGUAUACAGUAUAUAUUUCUGUUGCCCGUUAUAACUAGUGAUGUAGAAUAAAUAAAAACUGAAAUGUUUUACAGUUUAUACUUUAAAUUAUAUGCAUGGGCAAAGUUAACCUGUAAGUAUAAUAAACCUGAGUUAUUACUGAA
Molecule: messenger RNA, 7614 nt
Organism: Hemicordylus capensis (graceful crag lizard)
Lineage: Eukaryota; Metazoa; Chordata; Lepidosauria; Squamata; Cordylidae
Gene: MCM3AP
Product: minichromosome maintenance complex component 3 associated protein
Exons: 29
Coding region: 376-6270 (1964 amino acids)
Biological process (GO): mRNA export from nucleus
Cellular component (GO): cytoplasm; nucleus; transcription export complex 2
Molecular function (GO): nucleic acid binding
Source: RefSeq, a predicted model, not a curated record